This is a messenger RNA of Rhipicephalus sanguineus (brown dog tick), 652 nucleotides long. Its product is annotated as monocarboxylate transporter 2-like. Lineage: Eukaryota; Metazoa; Arthropoda; Arachnida; Ixodida; Ixodidae. The transcript has 2 exons. The coding region runs from base 4 to 600 and encodes 198 amino acids. The record is from RefSeq and is a predicted model, not a curated record.
CAAAUGUCGGAAGUGCUACGUACCCCAAUUUUAUACCUAAUUCUAGUGCCCAUAGUGUUUGCCGACUUCACGUUACCGCUAUUUGCGUCUACAAUAGUGGACUACGGUAGGGACAAAGGAAUUCUGCUUGACAAGGCCGCAUUGCUCUUGACGUGCCUCUGUGUCGGUGGAUUCUGUGGACGCAUAGGUAUUCCCGUUUUGUCCGACAAGAUCGCUAACCGUCGAUGCAUCAUCGCAGCUAUCAGCUUACUCCUGCUGGGUGGUUGCUUCCUGCUUUUGCCGCAUGUGGACGUUUUCCCAGCUGUCGUCGCGGUCGCAUUUAUCACCGGUCUUCAGCAGGGCUACCUAGCGACAAUCAAAACUGUCUUGAGCGCCGACUUCUUGGGAGUGCAGAAGGUAGCUCUCUGCUGGGGUGUCGUCGGGAUCGCCUCGCUACCGCUCACGUUUUUCGAGCCUUCAAUUGUAGGUGCGUUUCGCGACAAUGGAGGAUCGUACGACAACCUCUACCGCCUGUGUGGAGGCCUCGACCUCUUUGCUGCCCUUCUGCUACUGACGCAGGCAUGGGUGCACGCUAGCAAAAAAGAAAGGCGUUGCUCGUAAAAGGCACUGCCUAAGCUGAGCUCGAAUAUUUAUCGUGCACCAUUCAUUGAAC